AUGUGGGAGAAGCUGUACAGCAGCGUGGUCAGCGUCCUGGACUUCAACCAGGCAACGCUGUCAGGAUGUGUGGAUAUCAUCUGCGUUCGCCACAAGGAGGUGGUUGAUGGAGCUGAUGGCCGUUCUCCGUCAGCGGCCUCCUGUAACGAUGGCGACCCCGAGCUGGGACCUAAUGAGCGUUGGGUGUACCGUUCCACUUCGUUCCACGUGCGGUUCGGUAAGACCAAGCUGUUGAAGUCGCGUGAGAAGACCGUCUCGGUGUACGUGAAUGGGCAGUUGUCCAACCUGACCAUGAAGUUGGGUGCUGCUGGCGAGGCGUAUUUCGACGAUGACAGUGGCGACGCCGCAGCGGGCAUGCUGUCGCCGUAUACCCACCAGUUGAGCGAUAUGUCCGUAUUUAGUGAAGAAAACGGCGACGGUGCCAGCCAUGCCCUAAUGGACUACGGCUACUACGCCUGCAGCAACAGCCGGUGCAGCGUGAGGAGCGAUGAGGCGGACACGGCUGGACCUGCUGCACGUUCUUCCCAUGGGCAGUCGAAUACCGAUCGCAAUUCCGACCCCUCGCACGCCCAGCACCCUGCAACCUCUCAGCAUGAAACAGAUUGGGGGGCAUCCGCGUCACCAAAAGGCUCCGGAGGCGAGUAUUCUCGGGGAUGGGAUGAGUUGAGUAUCCAGCAGGACGCCAGCGGAAACUCACCGGACGACCAGAUCCUGCAGUUCAGCCUAUGCGGUCAUCUAUUGAGUGCGCAGGACGAAACGUUGAACCGCCAGUUGUUUGAGAGUAACAUGGUAGACUGGGAGCGUUUGAAUGCCGACCCAUCCCUGUGGUACCACCCCUCUCUGGUGGCUCGUUUCGACAAUCGCCCGCCCUACUACCCUUCGAAGAUUGCGCUGCCUCUACUUGCUUCAUGGAUAGUGUACAACAAGCCUCUCUCCGGCGAGGCCAUUGCGACAUUGCUGCGCACAACAGUGCUCGCAAAUAGCUCCCCAUCCCCCCUCCCAACGCGUUCUACGAUGUCUGAUGUACGCAACAACAUGGCCCCCCCGCGUUACGCCGGCACGCGCGCUUUUAGGCGCUUCCGCGUGUCCAUCCGCCCCACUUCGGAGCAGCUGGCGUCCCUAAACUUGAAGAUGGGUGUUAAUAACAUCACCUUCACCGUGAACUCCUCGUGGCAGGGAACAAAGAGCGUGCAUGCGAAGUUGUAUCUCUGGCCGGCGGACGCUCGCAUCGUCAUUUCGGAUGUCGACGGCACCAUCACGAAGUCCGACGCGCUGGGGCACAUCAUGCCCAUCCUGGGCCGGGAUUGGUCCCACACGGGCGUCGCCGAGUUGUUCACCAAGAUCCGCUCCAACGGUUACCGCGUCAUGUAUCUGACCGCGCGUGCCAUUGGACAGGCCGACUACACGCGCGAGUACCUGUUCGGAUUAACGCAGAAGGAGAAGGACAAGCUUCCCCACGGGCCUCUGUUUCUCUCUCCGGACCGUUUGCUCCCCGCCUUCAAGCGCGAAGUGAUCAGUCGCAGCGCCUACAUGUUCAAGAUCCCCGCGUUGCGCGACAUCCGCAACCUAUUCCCCCCGGACCACAACCCCUUCUACGCCGGUUUCGGCAACAACGAAUCCGACCACCGUGCAUACGUGUCCGUCGGUGUCCCGGAGAACCGUGUUUUCAUCAUCAACCGCAGCGGCAUCAUUAGGCACGUAAACGUAAACUAUGCCAAGACAUACGAGAGCAUGAGCGACAUUGCCGAGUUGAUGUUUCCCCCGUGCCCCGAUGCGCAAUCAAAUGUCAAUGACGAGGAAUGCCAAAACUAG
This is a messenger RNA of Babesia ovata, 1812 nucleotides long. RefSeq names its product LNS2 Lipin Ned1 Smp2 domain-containing protein. Gene Ontology annotation, molecular function: phosphatidate phosphatase activity. Bases 1 to 1812 code for a protein of 603 amino acids. NCBI's taxonomy places the organism in Eukaryota, Apicomplexa, Aconoidasida, Piroplasmida, Babesiidae. The record is from RefSeq and is a predicted model, not a curated record. The transcript is spliced from 2 exons.